UGCCAGGAAUCGCCCGGGGAGGUGACAGGAAGGGGAGUUGGGAUCCCCCCGGUGGGGAAGCUGGCUUUUUCUGGCGCGAGGGCCCAUUCAGAGGGUAGAUAACUUCAGGGCUAAUCCUCGAAGAGGGGUCCUUUGGGGAGGGGGACCAUGCUAGACCAGGGGUAUCCCCUGGGGAGGGUGAUGUGUGGACAGCUCUGGAUGAGGUUUGGGGGAGCAGAUUUGGUGGGGGCAGGUUUUUUAAGGGGAUCAUCAGCUCAGGGCAGCCUGGGGUGGGUAGCCAUUUAGGAGACGUCGGAGGAAUUGGGGUGCUGUUUUUGUGGGUUGUGAUGGUCAGUCAGGGCUUUCUCCCCUGCCUGUCUUUUUAAAGCUUUUCUGAGGUGGCUGUUCAGGCGGGUAUUUUUGUGCCUGGCAUAGAGAUUUGGAGCGGCACUAGGUUUAUUUUCUUAUUCGGAGUGGUGUACAAUUUUGCUUUUGGUGCGGUAGGCUUUUCGGAUUUGAGUCUCCCCCCAAUUUUUUUUUAAACUCCCUCUCUUCUUUGAAGAACUACAGAAGAGACCUGUAUGCCUGCUGCCUUCUACUACAAUUUCUUUCUUUCUUUUUUUUUUCCUUUUUUUUUUUUGUGGCUUGGCUUCAUUCCUGGAGGAGUUAUUUUUUCCACAUAUAAAUCCGCCUAUUGAUUUCCUAAAAGGAAAACAAAUAAAAAGAAUCCCAUAAACGCACACCGAACCUGCCUCUGGGAGGGAAAUAACCAGGUGAAAACGCACUCUGUUUCCAUGGACAACCCGUCCAUUAUCACCCAGGUGACUAACCCCAAAGAGGAAGAAAUCCUGUCUUGCUCUCAGGAUAAAGUGUCCCAAUGUAAUCUCAGUUUGAAGAAGCAGAGGAGUCGAAGCAUCUUUAGCACUUUAUUCUGCUGCUUUCGUGACUACAAUGUUGAGCCACCAUCUCCCAACAGCACCGGUGUCCUUCCUCCAUUGGUGGAAGAGAAUGGCGGACUUCAGAAGGGUGACCAGACGCAGGUCAUUCCCAUUCCAAGUCCCCCAGCUAAAUACCUCUUGCCAGAAAUGACAAUAUCUGAUUAUGGGAAGAAAUGUGUGGUCAUUGAUCUAGAUGAAACACUAGUGCACAGUUCCUUCAAGCCAAUUGGCAAUGCUGAUUUCAUUGUCCCAGUUGAAAUUGAUGGAACGAUACACCAGGUCUAUGUAUUAAAACGGCCGCACGUGGAUGAGUUCCUCCAGAGGAUGGGAGAGCUCUUUGAAUGUGUGCUCUUCACAGCCAGUCUAGCAAAGUAUGCAGACCCAGUGGCGGACUUGCUGGAUCGCUGGGGGGUUUUCAGGGCUCGACUCUUCAGAGAAUCCUGCGUUUUUCACAGAGGAAAUUACGUGAAAGAUCUCAGCCGACUCGGGCGAGAGUUGAGCAAAAUAAUUAUAGUGGAUAACUCCCCUGCAUCUUACAUUUUCCACCCUGAAAAUGCAGUACCCGUGCAGUCCUGGUUCGAUGACAUGACAGACACGGAAUUGCGAGACCUUAUUCCUUUCUUUGAAGGACUAAGCAAAGAGGAGGAAGUCUACAGUAUGCUUCACAAACUGUGCAACAGGUAGCCCUCCCAGGUAGCCCCGAGUCACUGCCUGAGUGCAGCCUCUCCCAAGACAUCCAGUCGGACGCGGCACCCCAAAGAGGCGCAUGAGCAACCGCGCACUCGCUCUUCCUCUUCGAGUGAGUGCCGCACACAAAAGGACAAUCGUGAACUGAUAACGCUACUCAAUCAUGGGAAUGCAGAUGCCGAAAGGUGAUAAGACUACUUUUUUUAAAAAGAAAAAGAAAAUUUAAAAGAAGCUAUUUUGAAUGGGACUGUUUUAAUGAAUUUCAUAAAUGGACACAUUUUACAGAACCUGCUUUUUUCUUAAAACAUGCCAAAAAAAAUCAAAAGCUUGAUGUUGUUUCAGCAAGUUGACUUAACCCCUUCCCUGCCCAAGCCAUCCCACUAUGCAGAUCAUUUCUCCCACGCCAUCCCGCUUAUAGAGCAGUUGAUCUGACUCUAACCUUUCUUUCUUCCAUGAUGAAGUGCCUUUUUGAAUGUUGUUUUGAGAUUUUAAAAAAAUCAUUUUUGUAUAAGCCGUAUUUCCAGACAUCUUUUAGUCUUGUAUUGUUUAAAUGCUUUAAGAAGAAAAGGUUGGAAAUCUUUUAUAGAGCACUGUAAUAUAUGGAAACAAAGGAGGCGGUUCAAAGAGGUUCUGUCUCUGGGAUGAUGAGUUGUAUCAGCUUCGGUUGUGUCCCAUUUGAAAGGUUCAAGAGGACAGUUGCAGGAAUCCAAGUCAGCCUGGUUACACAAAGGUUGGUGGCACCAUUGUCUUACUCGCGGGUCAUGGUUCGCACACAGAUUAAGAUAAUCAAUCUGCGUUUCUGAUGGAACGCCGCAAAAUGGAACGGGACACGCACACCGUGACACGUGGUUCCUUCGCGCCUUCGGGAGGGGGUCUUUUUUCUGUCUGCAAACGCACAACUGCCAGGUGUUUCGGACAAUGUCACUCGUGACAUCCUGAAAAAAGCAUGGUGGCAAAGGGUUAAUUUUUGAAGCUUGAAUUCUUUCCUGACGGAGGCCUCAGUCACCCUGUUUGCAAGAUCUGAGCCCCAAGCCCGAACAGAACAAGCGAGAAGGCAGCACACGAGCGCAGCUUGUCGGUCCCCGGAGACGGCUCCCGUUCUUGCUGUGCCUGUGUGUUUCGUUCUUGACUGCCCGCUGCUGAAGGUUCACCAAAGCGAGCUGAACCCUGGCUGUUAUACUGUUCCUGGCCGCUGUGCCUGUGCUUCUAAAGCUCUCAUUACAAAACGCAAGAUACGGGCCACCAAGUGCUUGCCCCUUUUUGUAUCAACCCGACACCCAUCAAAUAUAUUGGCUGGCUUACUCAAACCCAGACAUUUUUAUCUCAAUUGGGGUAGUGCCCCCCUGUUCUCAGUGCUUCAUUGUUGAGGGUUGAAGACCCUCUUCUUGCUUUGAAGCUUCUUUCUAUACAACUAUUCAGGCCCUGAUUUUAUGCUUCCCAUGGCGAAACGUUGUUCUAGCAUCCCUCAGAUUAGACCUCGAGUUGUUGCUUCUUAGCUGAAACUCUGGAAUGAUUAGAACAGAUGUCUUGGAAGUUCCUCGUAGUUUUGUCCAAGUUUCUGAAAUAAUUUUCCAUUACUUGGGCUGUCAUUUAUCUCAUAUGCCCAUCCGCAGCCUCUGAAUUUGUUCAGGGUAAAGAAAAAAUAACUGUUUGUCCUUGGAGAAAGAAUUUCUGAUAUCAAAAAUGUCUUAACUUCCAUAACCUUUUUGAACUACUUGAAGCUAAAAGAGGGUUCACCCAGCAGCACAAUCCUUUUCUGAUGAUAUUCAUCUCUCUUCUCCUUCCUUCUCGCCCUCCUUUUCUGUACCCAAGGCCAGCUCCCCCCCCCCCCCCCCCUUUUCACCACCUGAACUCCAUAGUUGCUCCAAUUAGCCAUACAAGACAGGCUUUGUCCAAAAAGGUUUGGUGCUUUAGCCCAGCAAAUCAUCAAAUGCUGAAAUGGCUUGUUGUCGCUACUUGCCUUUUACCUGGUUUUGGCCAGUAGUAGCCUCAAGGAGCUGAGACAGAGAGAUUGUUCUCAGCUUCAAACACUGAAGAGCAGCUGAACUGAACCCAUUCAUUCACAAGAGAAGCAGGCCAGCUUCUGCAGACAACGAAUCAGUCAGCCUUCCCCAACCUGGCACCUUGCAGAUGCCUUCGACUGCCAGUUCCCAUCACAGCUGAGAAUUAUAGGAGCUGGCAGUCCAUCAUGUCUGAUGGUCAUCAGGUCGAGGGCGACUGAAAUAGGAUAUCACAGGCACAGUAGAAGACAGACCUUUCACCCCAUAAUAUAAUUUCACGCAGUGUUUGCAGAUCGCUUGCAGUGUAGUAUAAAGCAGUCAAGUCCCAUGUGGCGCAAACGAUUAGCCAUCCAUAUGCCAUCGACACCUUGUUCGCCCACCGGAAGCUCCUACCUUAUUACUGUAUGUUUCAUUUGCCAGGAACCUGGCGGUGCAGAAAUGCCAACAACUAGGGUGGUGGUUUUUUUUCCUUUUUAGUUGUUUAAAGUAUGGAUUCUGGUCAGUCCAUUAAGCUUACCUUCAAUCAAAGUGUUCUUUAAUUUUGUUUUUGAACUCAGACUAAUGAAACGGUUGUACUGCCAAAGCAUGUUCUCUGAGCAGUAUUUUUCCACUGUAUUUCUGGCCUUCUGAGCCUCAAAUACAGUCUGCAGGGAAAAGUAUUCAGGUUGUAGUAAGGUCAAGUAUGAUGGGAACGGUUGAAAUUAAGGAGGAGAAAACCACUGGUGGUUCUUUUAGCUUGUAUUAAACUUCUGAUCUCCUCAGCUGCCUGUUUCCAUCAUCUUGCCCUUUCUAGUGCGAAAUGACCUUCUGACAGUUUUAUGCGCUCUUGUUUGUACAUAAUGCAGACCAUUUUCAUUCAAUGUUCACUUUUUUAUAAAAAUCAGUGAUUUUAUCUCUAACCAGUUGCCUUAAAUGUCUGUGAAUGAAUGUUGAUCAUUAAAGUGUCUUGUAACUUGUGAAAGCCCACAUCCAAUGGACAAUGGAACUUCUGUUUUUGGUUUCUUCCCACUGGAAUCCUACCCCAUUCUGAUGAAUUCUGUGAUACUGAAUCUGCCAAGUCCUUGAAAAACUAAGCUCUCUUUGCCACUAGGUUCUGUUCCUGGAAGAAGGACCUUAACAGGAGCAAAUAAAGUUGUUUGACUGGUAGUAGUUCAGACCCAUUGCCCAGCAUUGCAGAAGCUGAUACAGGUUUAAGAGCCCAUGAAAAGAAUUCUUCCAAGGCCCACUUAUGCAUGACAUGAAAUCGCUGGUUGGCUGUAGCUAAACCGUGGAAUAAGACGGGGGUACCUUGGCCUUUCCUUCUCUGCAAUGUGUCGUGAGCCUGGACGAGUUCAUUGCCGCCUGCAGGAGCUGUCUUCAUUUCUGUACAGUCCUGUGGACCCCGGUGAUAGCUCAUCGCACCGUGUGUGUUUGAGCUUAGCCAAAACUCCAUGGUCCGUUGCAAGAGUGUUUUCCAGACAGAGGGCUGCCAGCGCUGCCGAUCCAAGGCAUUGCCCACUUCUUUCUUCUUUGUCCUCCUUCAUCCAUGUUAAGACAAAAAGGAUGGAGAAGAGGGUGCAGAAACCCAGGAAGGGUGCAGAUGGAAGAUAGCAUCCUCUAGAAACACGCAGACACGCACACACAUGGGCAGUUUCAGGGUAAAAGCUGCAUCCAACUGCACACCUGCUUGGUAGAAGUAGCGCUGACAACUUUCAUGAUUUUCUGCAUGAAGAGUAUCACAGGCUUCACUGAAUAUUUUCGGAUUCUAAGCAGGAACAGGAUUAGUGAUCUGCAUAUAUUGCAAGCACUAAAAUUCCAGCCCUGGACAUCUGUUCUAGUUGAUGUGUCUUGCUAUUUUAUGAGCUCUUACUACGCAUCUAGUUUAACAAAGCAGGAAACGUGUUUUUAUGAAGCCAUGAGGGUGAAAAAUAAUACUUCUAAAAAUGGGCAUGUGGUUUUAUAUGGUGGCAAGUUGGAUCUUAUGUCUGGUUUUUCCAUGUGCAGAUAAAAUAAAACAAGGAAAAAUGGUGAUCCAGACACUGAAACUUGAUUUCAUUAGCAACUAGCAUGUUGCCUAACCUGAAGUUCUGUUGUCGGUUGUAUGCUGGGUUUCAGGGGUGGGUGGGUGGACUUAAAAGGACAUGAACCAGCUCACAGGUGCAGCACCUGUGCAUGGAGGAUUCCCUUACACUCGGCAGACCUCUGUUUCCCUUCUCUGCAUGCACGUCUACUGCCAGCGCAAAGGGAAUGAGGUGGCUCACAUUUAGCUCCUGGGUCCCUGUCUAGCUUUUCCUCUCACUUAAUAAAGUUACUUAUGCUUUGCACCAUGAGUAAUUUGCACUGAGCAGAGGGGGGAGACUGGAUGGGAUUUUGCGUGGCCUUCAUGCGAAAAGGCAGCAGGAGGAAGGAGACAAAGGCUUGCUAAGCCUACGGGAAUUUCUGUUGCGCUGAAGCGCAGUGGCUUAAAUUGUGCCCAAUAUAGUUUAUAUGACUAGGUAUUAAGUUUUAACCCACGCUGCGAAGCAGAACGCCUUGGAUACAUGAAAAACAUCUUACAGAUAUAAUUAUGGUCAAACUGGCAAACUCUGGCUGUGCCCAGAAUAUAUUUUGUCAAAAUGAAAAAAGAGAAAAAGUGCAGGUUUUUGGAUGGUUGAUUGUCAGCAAGGAUGUAAUUGCUAGAGUUAUUUUGGAUAACCCAGACAGUUCUGCUUCCUCUGUUUCCUUCUUACUGUAUUUUUUUAAAAAAGAGCAAAGAUUUUUCAUUGCUGAACCUCUCCAUCUUGAAGAGUUUCAAACUUUAGUGUAUACAAUCCUAUGUCAUUGCAUUAUUUAUGAUUAAGGAUGAUUUGGGGAACAAUCGCAUCUCAAAGACCCUGGCUUUGUAUUGGGGAGUUGCAAUUUGGAAAUGUCAGUGUAAAAAUCUGUAGUCUUUAUAUUUUCCAGCACAUAAAAAUACUCUAUAGAACUGGUUUGUUAAAAAAAAUCAAUAAUAAAACACAAAACUGCACA
This is a messenger RNA of Varanus komodoensis (Komodo dragon), 6592 nucleotides long. RefSeq names its product CTD small phosphatase like (gene CTDSPL). Bases 774 to 1601 code for a protein of 275 amino acids. The transcript is spliced from 8 exons. The record is from RefSeq and is a predicted model, not a curated record. NCBI's taxonomy places the organism in Eukaryota, Metazoa, Chordata, Lepidosauria, Squamata, Varanidae. Gene Ontology annotation, molecular function: RNA polymerase II CTD heptapeptide repeat phosphatase activity.